Molecule: messenger RNA, 2927 nt
Organism: Rattus norvegicus (Norway rat)
Lineage: Eukaryota; Metazoa; Chordata; Mammalia; Rodentia; Muridae
Source: RefSeq, a predicted model, not a curated record
CAGAGGGUGAUUGGCUCGGGCUCUGUACUCUGGGACAUUUAAUGCUGAAAGAAGAUGCGGCUAAGACAAUAGCCUGCAAGGAGAGAGGUGAAGAAAGAAAUGUAGUCCAGUUGUCCUCAGUGCAGAAGAUUAACUACAGACCAAAACAGGGCCAGCUGGGCAGGUGCUCGCUGUCAGGCUCUGAAGAGCAAUUUAGCCAAAGGCUGUGUGGGCACCAGGACUGCAGUGGAAUGAAAUAGGAGGAAAGGAGUCAUUUUAUGGCCAAGUUAGAGAACUAGAAAUUUUAGGCAUCAACCUAGAGAAUCUCAGGGAUCCAGGAGCAAUGAAGUUGGAGGAAAAGCUUGAGCACAAUGAGAGCCUUGUUGGAAAAAGUCGACCGUGUCUCAAUGACACGCAUCAGGCAAACGGGAAACAUAUAGCUAAUGGGAAUCUGAGAGCAAAUGGGAACGUGGAAGUCUAUGAAAAGCAGGAGGCAAAUGGCAAGGGUGACAGGCUCAGGAAAUGUCUCAACCUGUACACCUGGCAGGAGAUCCAGAAACACAAUCAGGAAACCGACCAGUGGCUGGUGAUUGAUCGCAAGGUUUACAAUGUGACUGACUGGGCAGGCAAGCAUCCAGGUGGGCAUCGGGUUCUCAACCACUAUGCUGGGGAAGAUGCAACGGAUGCCUUCAGGGCUAUGCAUCUGGAUCCAAGCAUUGUGCAGCUAUAUCUUAAACCACUUCUCAUUGGAGAACUUUCUCCAGAAGAACCCAGCCAGGAGAAAAACAAAAAUCCGCAGUUGGUGGAAGAUUUCCGUGAAUUGCGCAAGACGUUAGAGGACAUGAAUAUGUUCAGUGCCAACCUGUGGUUCUUCUUUCUCCACCUUGCCCAGAUCUUGAUUUUGGAAGUCUUAGCAUGGCUAAUACUACGUCAUUUUAGCAGUGGCUGGAUUGUUACAAUACUUAUUUCCUUUCUUCUUACAGUUUCUCAGGCUCAAAGUUCAUUUUUACAACAUGACAUAGGACACCUUUCCAUGUUCAAGAAGUCCAAGUGGAACCAUCUGAUGCAUAAAUUUGUAAUGUGUCAUCUCAAGGGCCUGUCAGCUGAUUGGUGGAAUUAUCGACACUUCCAGCAUCAUGUAAAACCAAAUAUCUACCCCAAGGAUCCAGACAUUGAUGUAGGCCCACUUUUUCUGCUUGGAGAUACUCAGCCUAUCAAGUAUGGCAAGAAGAAAAUAAAAUACAUUGACUAUGAGAAGCAGCACCUGUACUUCUACAUGGUUGCACUCCCCCUCCUCAUGCCUGUCUACUUUAAUUUGCAAUCCAUGCAAGUGAUGUAUCUUCGAAAGUACUGGACGGACAUUGUGUGGGUCAGCAGCUUUUACAUUCGCUAUUUCAUCACAUUUGGCCCUUUCUAUGGAAUUUUUGGAACAGUGUUGCUCAUAUAUUUGGUCAAGUUUAUUGAGAGCCCCUGGAUUGCAUAUGUUACCCAGAUGAGCCACAUACCGAUGAAAAUGAGCAGGGAAGAGAACCUGGACUGGCUCAGCACUCAGAUUGUGGCCACCUGUAAUAUUGAACAGUCAUUUUUCAAUGACUGGUUCACUGGACAUUUGAAUUUCCAAAUUGAACACCACCUCUUUCCCACAAUGCCACGCCAUAAUUACCACAAAGUGGCACCUCUGGUGAAGUCACUGUGCACCAAGCAUGGAUUGCAGUAUAUAAAUAAGCCCAUAUUGAAGGCAUUUGGAGACAUUGUCAGGUCCUUGAAGAAGUCUGCUGCCCUCUGGAUGGAUGCUUACUAUGAAUGAUACAGAGCCUUGCAUUUAUUAAUAUCUCUGAAGAAGGUGGUGGCUGUGCAUGUGCUUUUCUCUGAUUAACUGAGAAUUAACUGGCAAAAGUGGCAUACAUGAGUGUCCCAGGAAUGUGAGUCCCAAGGACACAUAUUAACCUUUCCCUGAAGGUCUUCUCUGUAACUGAGAGGAAGAAGAAACAGAAAAGUGACUUCUGUCAGAAUCACAAAGGGAAGACACUAGCUCACUGUUUUCACAUUUUCAUUAGGGUCUUGGACUUAGUUCCAAUAGACCUUGGUGAAAUUGUUUCUGUGAGGGGUAUAAUAUGAUAUGGACAGAAGUGGAAGUGAGAAAAGUAAAGACCUCUGACUGAGCUCGUUGGAAGUCAGUGUAGUUGUUCUUAAAAGAGCAUUGUUUAUUUAAGACAUUCCUGUUGAAGUACAAAUUUUUGCUUAUUUCCUUUCAAAUAGGUGAACUUCAAAAAUAAUUAUAAUCAACAUUAAAAUAUCUUCAAAUGCUUGUCUUCACUUUGCACUUGCAGAAUUGCAAAUAAAACGUGUAUUGUUAGUGUACAUAUGCAAGUGUUUCUGUAUGGAGAAAUUAGAAUUUCUACAGUCAGCCAAAAGAAUUCCCCUGAGUCCAACUCAAAUAGCAACUGAUAAAGAUCUGCUUAACAGUGUUUCUAUUUAACUGAAGAAUAGUGUCCCUUGAGUAUAGAAUUAAGUUUCCUACUCCUUAUGUAGCAGAGCAAAAGUUCGCAGUUUUUCUUACUGAAUUCUACUUGAAUGAAGGAAAGAGCUCCAUUUUCUAUAAUGAGAACAAUAGGCUAUAGCAAGUCUUUUUUUUUUUUUCAUUUUUUAGUAGCAAGUUAAGCUGGUCUUAGCCAUUUUCUCUCUCAUGAGUAAAUUUCACAAUGGAUCUCUAUUUCCAUUCUUUUUUGUUCAGUCUUGGUUCUACAACAUAUUUUAAAGAAUGUAUCUUCAUUUCACAGAUUCUCUAAUUCAUUGGUAAUUGUUUGUAGUGAUCUCUUAGAAUAUUCUGACUGUGGGUUAUUUAAAAACAUAUACUGAUGGAUGAACACUUUCAGUACCACACUAAUUUCUUUUUUUUUAAAGCUAUUCCAUGAAGGCAUAAUAAAACAUGACCUUAUUUUCAAGAA